AUGUUCUUUGAAACAUAACUCUUUUUUUAUUGUAAUUACUAAUUUAAUGAUUUAACCAUUUUUCAUUUUUGGAAUUUAUACAUUAUUAAUUUAAAUUGCAUAAUUUCUUUUUUGGUUAACAUGCAUAAUUUUCACUUUUAUUAAUGUGAAUAAUGGGAAAUUAAAAUUUAAUUUUUGCUCUACGUACAAAUAUUAGAUGCGAAAUAUUAUUAUGAUUCCAAGAGAAGAAAUGAAGUUAAGUUAUUGAAGUGA
Molecule: messenger RNA, 252 nt
Organism: Paramecium sonneborni
Lineage: Eukaryota; Ciliophora; Oligohymenophorea; Peniculida; Parameciidae
Source: the annotation of a GenBank genome assembly